Messenger RNA from Paramuricea clavata, 1482 nucleotides. NCBI's taxonomy places the organism in Eukaryota, Metazoa, Cnidaria, Anthozoa, Malacalcyonacea, Plexauridae. The record is from the annotation of a GenBank genome assembly.
AUGUACACUAAAGGCAGUGAUAAUCCCUCCGAUUUUUUAUCCCGCCACCCCUGUCAAGAAACAGAUAACAAACAUGAAAUGUCAGCAGAACAAUAUGUAAAUUUCCUCACCAUGCAUGCAGUUCCAAAAGCGAUGACUAUACAGGAAAUACAAGAAGCUACUAAACACGAUAAAACUUUACAACUGCUUACUGAAAUUAUUCGCAAGCAAGCAUGGGGCUCCAUAAAAGACUUGCCAACAACUGGAGAAGACGUAAGUGAAUUGAAUCUGUUUGCAAAGGUAAGAGAUGAACUAACAAUUAAUGAACAGUUGGGUAUUAUUCUGAGAGGAACUCGUAUUAUUAUGCCUUGUUCACUUCGCGAAAGAGCUAUACGACUUGCGCAUGAAGGCCAUCAAGGGUUGGCAAAAACAAAACAACUGAUUCGGGAAAAAAUUUGGUUCCCUAGAAUAGAUAAAGAUGUUGAAACAUUGAUUCGUGGUUGCAUACCUUGUCAGGCCAAUGGCACAGCAAAUCACCCUGCCCCAUUAAAGAUGACCGAGUUACCCCCUAAGCCAUGGCACACGGUCCAUGUUGAUUUUUGUGGACCAUUUCCAACAGGGGAAUAUACUUUAGUUGUCAUCGACGCUUACUCCCGCUUCCCAGAGGUUGAAAUUGUGAAGUCUACAUCAGCCACCUCAACCAUAUCUAAGCUCGAAAGAAUAUUUGCAACCCAUGGACUGCCAAACAUACUAAAAAGUGAUAAUGGCCCUCCCUUUCAAAGUAAUGAAUUUAAACAGUUCAUGACAGAAAAUGGUAUAAAACAUCAAAGAAUCACACCAUUAUGGCCAAAAGCCAACUCUGAAGCAGAGAAUUUUAUGAAACCAAUGGAGAAAGCUAUUCGUGCAGCUCACAUUGAGAAAAAAAAUUGGCGGAAAGAAUUGUACCACUUUUUAUUGAACUAUCGAGCUACCCCACACACAACAACAAAGUUCGCGCCAGCUGAACUUUUAUUCAAUCGAGAAAUUAACACCAAAUUACCAAGUAAAAUUAUCAACCAAAACACCAAGAUUGAUCAACAAGUUCGAGCAAACGAUGAAAAGGGUAAAAGAAACAUGAAAAGAAAUGCAGACAAGUCAGCCAAUGCCAAAGAGGUUGACAUUAAGGUUGGUGAUACAGUAUUGGUCCGUCAGACAAAAAAGAAUAAAUGGUCAACACGGUUUGAUCCUAAACCAUAUUGUGUAACGCGGGUGAAAGGAACAAUGAUAACAGCUACUCGUCCAGGACAUUAUAUCACAAGAAACAUUUCAUUUUUCAAGAAAGUGCUACAACAAGAGAUUCAACACAACUCUGAGGAUGCAAGCGAUGAGGAAGAUUACAGUAAACUUGAUAAUAACCUCCCUGACACAAACAUUGAGGAGAACAAUGAACUUGCUGAGAGACGGUAUCCUGCGAGAGACACAAGACCUAUCAAUAGAUAUGGUCAAAACAUAUAUAAUGCUUAG